Molecule: messenger RNA, 1134 nt
Organism: Trichomonas vaginalis G3
Lineage: Eukaryota; Parabasalia; Trichomonadida; Trichomonadidae
Exons: 1
Coding region: 1-1134 (377 amino acids)
Source: RefSeq, a predicted model, not a curated record
AUGUUUGUAAACAUCUUUUACGCAAAAAAUCACGAAGCUCCCGUUUCAAAUACUGAUACAUUGAACGAAUAUUUCCAAUCAUUAUUUGACAACGCUCAAGAAAUGCAUGAUGACUUCUUACUAAAUGUGUCUUUUCCAGAUCCAGACCAUUUAUUAAAGCAAGUUUACGAAUAUUCAAAUGGAACAACGCAAAACUACUAUGAGCUCAAAGAAUUGGAUCCUAACAUUCUUAAAAACGUAUCUACAAUCCGUACAUUGAUCCCAACCUACAUUAUUUCAUCCAAGAAGCGAGUUCCAGGAUGUUCUGCAUGGACAAUCGAUAUUUCAGUAUCAAUGGUCAAAACAGACCCUGCAUUUUGGCUCAGUAGCAAAGUCCAUCGUACACAAUGCCCUCAAUCUAUUCAUGUUGAGUGGAAAAGAUUAGAAUAUGUAAUGGGAACAACAGCUACAUUAUACCCUCUCAUAUUCAUCUGCAUAUCUCACUUUAUAUACAAUAUAUUCGAAAUGCAUUCAAGGAUCCAACUUCAUCAGAACUUUUAUAAAAAUGAUCAUCGUUACCAUCAGCUUAAAUCAUCACGACAGCUACAUUACACAGUUGGUAUGUGGAUACCUGUUGAGUUCUUAACUCUUUUCGGUACAGUUGUCACUUCAUGUUUUGUUAUAAAAGAUAUUUACACUGUUACAGAGCUUCCAUCGCUUCUUGUUAUGGAAUUAUUCUCAGUAACAUCAUGUAUCCAUCUUUCCAUUACAACACAGCUAUUUGCUUACACAAAAACAGUAUAUUUAUUUGUCCUCAUCAUAAGAGAUGGUUUUAUCCUGUUUUUCAAUGUCAUUGUUGGUACAGUACCCUUCCUAUUUGCUAUUAUGCUCAGUGGCGUGUUCAUGUUCGCUACUUACGCGAAGAAAACGAGAAGUUUCUGGUCGAUGUACGAAAUCAUCAACUCAUUCGAGUAUUCCAACAACAUCCUUCCAAUGUACAACGAGUUCUCUGACGGAACAACACUCUUCAACUGGCUGUCAUUCGCGUUCAUGACUGUGACAGUAAUUGUGUCUGGUUGGAUUGUUCUUUACUCGUUGAUGUCUGCGGCAUUGGUUACACACUCUGCAAUUGUGAGAAAGCAGAAGAUGGAUUAA